AAAAUCUAUAAUGCCUCCUGCCAUGGCAGAUAUCCUGGACAUCUGGGCAGUAGAUUCACACAUAGCAGCUGAUAGCUCAAUCUCUGUGGAUUGCCUGCUUCCCACUGGAAUUUACAUCAGUCUAGAUGUUCCUCGUGAUGCCACUAUUUGUCAUAUCAAACAGCUACUAUGGAAACAAGCACACAGCUAUCCUCUAUUUCAUCUUCUUCUGGAGAUUGAUUCAUAUAUGUUCUCCUGUGUGAACCAAACAGCAGUACGCGAGGAACUGGAGGAUGAAACCCGAAGACUCUGUGAUAUUAGACCAUUUCUUCCUGUUCUCCAGUUAAUUACAAGAAGCUGUGAUCCAGGAGAAAAGUUAGACUCUAAAAUAGGUGUUCUCAUAGGAAAAGGCCUCCAUGAAUUUGAUGCCCUACAGGACCCAGAAAUCAAAGAAUUCCGGAUUAAGAUGCGACAAAUUAGUGAAGAGAAAAUGCAGUCACUGAUGGGAUUAUCUUCGAUGAAUUGGUUAAAGCACACAUAUCCACCAGAAUUAGGACCAGCAAUCCAGGACAACUUCCAGGAUAAACUUUAUGGUGGCAAUAUUGUUGUGGCUGUUCAUUAUGAGAACUCUCAGGAUGUAUUUAGUUUUCAAGUGUCUCCUAAUAUUAACCCUAUUAAGUUAAAUGAGAUGGCAAUUCGGAAAUGGUUGACUAUCCAUGGAAAAGAACAUGAAGAAGUUGAUCCUUAUGAUUAUGUAUUACAAGUUAAUGGAAGACUGGAAUAUGUUUUGGGGGAUCAUCCAUUAAUUCAAUUCCAGUAUAUCCAUCGUUGUGUAAUAAACAGAGCUCUUCCUCAGCUGACACUUAUUGAAUGCGGCACAAUUAAAACAAUGUAUGAACAGGAAAUGAUCGCUAUAGAAACAGCAGUAAAUCGAAAAUCAAACAAUCUUCCUCUUCCUCUACCACCCAAAAAAUCACGUGUGACUCAAAGUGUCUGGGAGAUUGGCCAGCCUUUCAAAAUUUUGCUAGUAAAUGGUAGUAAAUUGGAUACAGAAGAAACUGCCAAAGUUCAUAUCAGGGCUGGCCUCUUCCAUGGCAAUGAACUCCUUUGUAAACCUAUUGUAAGCUCAGAAAUAGCAGGGAGAAAUGACCAUGUUUGGAAUGAACCCUUGGAAUUUGACAUCAAUGUCUGUGACUUGCCGAGAAUGGCUAGAUUGUGCUUUGUGGUUUAUGCUGUUAUGGAUAAAAUGAAAAAUAAAAAAUCAGCCAAGGCACUGAAUCCAUCCAAAUACCAGACCAUGAGGAAAGCUGGGAAAGUGCAUUAUCCUGUGGCAUGGGUCAAUACUAUGGUAUUUGAUUUUAAAGGACAGUUGAAAACUGGAGACCUUCUCUUGCACAGCUGGUCAUCAUUUCCUGAUGAACUUGAAGAAAUGUUGAAUCCAAUGGGAACGGUACAGACUAACCCAUACACUGAAAAUGCAACAACUGUGCAAAUCAGAUUUCAAGAAUAUUCAAAAUGUCCUAUUUAUUACCCCCCUUUUGAUAAGAUACUUGAAAAAGCAGCUGAGAUUGCAAGGAACAGUGAUUGCUCUGGCAUGGCAGGUCGUGGUGGCAAAAAGUUCUUCAUUGAGCUAAAGGAGAUCAUGGAAAGGGAUCCCUUAUCCCAGCUGUGUGAAAAUGAAAUCGAUCUCAUUUGGACAUUACGAUUUGACUGUCGUGAAAAUUUUCCACAAUCCCUGCCAAAACUGUUGCUAUCUGUGAAAUGGAACAAGCUUGAAGAUGUUGCUCAGCUUCAGGCUCUUCUUCAGAUAUGGUCAAAACUGCCACCUAGAGAAGCAUUAGAAUUAUUAGAUUUCAAUUAUCCUGAUCAAUAUGUAAGAGAAUAUGCGGUGGGCUGUUUACGACAAAUGAGUGAUGAAGAACUUGCUCAGUAUCUCCUGCAGCUUGUGCAAGUCCUGAAAUAUGAAGCUUUUCUUGACUGUGCCCUCUCCAGAUUCCUAUUAGAGAAAGCCCUGGCAAACAGAAGGAUAGGACAAAUGUUGUUUUGGUAUUUGAGAUCAGAAAUGCAUAUAUCUACAGUCUCUUUGCAGUUUGGUGUGAUAUUGGAAGCUUAUUGUCGUGGAAGCAUCACUCAUAUGAAAGUUCUUUCCAAACAGGUUGAAGCACUGAAUAAGAUGAAGACUUUGAAUAGCUUAAUCAAGCUGAAUGCCAUGAAGCAAAGUAAAGCCAAAGGGAAGGAUGCAAUGCACACCUGUUUAAAACAAAGAGCAUACAGAGAGGCCCUUUCCCAUCUCCAGUCCCCUCUGAAUCCAUCUGUUUUACUUUCAGAACUUUGUAUAGAGAAAUGUAAAUAUAUGGACUCAAAAAUGAAGCCUUUAUGGAUAGUAUACAGUAACAAAGCGUUCCCACCACAAUCUUAUCUAUCAAUUUUUGUUACAGAUCUACGACAAGACAUGUUGACUCUUCAGAUGUUACGUUUAAUGGAUUUACUUUGGAAAGAAGCUGGGCUAGACUUUCGACUGUUGCCUUAUGGCUGUUUAGCAACUGGAGAUUAUUCUGGUUUAAUUGAGGUGGUUUCAGCCGCUGAAACAAUUGCAGACAUUCAACUCAACAGUAGUAAUGUUGCUGCAGCUGCUGCAUUCAACAAAGAUGCUCUGUUAAAUUGGCUUAAAGAAUACAAUACUGGAGAAGAUUUGGAUCAAGCCAUUGAGGCAUUCACUUUGUCUUGUGCUGGCUACUGUGUAGCUACUUAUGUCCUGGGCAUUGGAGACAGACACAGUGACAAUAUCAUGGUUAGGAAGAAUGGUCAGCUGUUUCAUAUAGAUUUUGGUCAUAUUCUUGGAAACUUCAAAUCCAAAUUUGGAAUUAAAAGAGAACGAGUCCCUUUCAUCCUUACAUAUGAUUUUAUUCAUGUCAUCCAGCAGGGAAAAACUGGAAACACUGAAAAAUUUGGCCGGUUCCGCCAAUACUGUGAAGAAGCAUACCUGAUUCUGCGAAGACAUGGCAACCUAUUUAUCACCUUGUUUGCACUAAUGUUAACAGCUGGGCUUCCAGAGCUAACUUCUGUUAAAGACAUCCAAUAUCUAAAGGACUCUCUUGCCUUAGGAAAGAGUGAUGAGGAAGCAUUAAAACAGUUUAAGCAGAAAUUUGAUGAAGCACUCAGAGAAAGUUGGACUACAAAAGUAAACUGGAUGGCACACACAGUUCGGAAGGAUUACAGAUCCUAAAUGGUGGAUGAAUUUGCACUAACCUUAGAAGUUAUCCUGACAAUAAAGCA
This is a messenger RNA of Protobothrops mucrosquamatus (brown spotted pit viper), 3255 nucleotides long. It is a transcript of the gene PIK3CB, whose product is annotated as phosphatidylinositol-4,5-bisphosphate 3-kinase catalytic subunit beta. Bases 11 to 3205 code for a protein of 1064 amino acids. The record is from RefSeq and is a predicted model, not a curated record. NCBI's taxonomy places the organism in Eukaryota, Metazoa, Chordata, Lepidosauria, Squamata, Viperidae. Gene Ontology annotation, molecular function: 1-phosphatidylinositol-3-kinase activity; 1-phosphatidylinositol-4-phosphate 3-kinase activity. The transcript has 22 exons. Gene Ontology annotation, cellular component: plasma membrane; phosphatidylinositol 3-kinase complex; cytoplasm. Gene Ontology annotation, biological process: phosphatidylinositol-3-phosphate biosynthetic process; phosphatidylinositol 3-kinase/protein kinase B signal transduction; cell migration.